Messenger RNA from Dibothriocephalus latus, 273 nucleotides. NCBI's taxonomy places the organism in Eukaryota, Metazoa, Platyhelminthes, Cestoda, Diphyllobothriidea, Diphyllobothriidae. The record is from the annotation of a GenBank genome assembly.
AUGUAUCAAUUCCUACAGGGCUCUUCCCACAACAGUGUGGUCAUCUGCUACAUCUACUUCACGCGUAUCAUCGUCUACCUCCUCAAGCUCACCAUCCCUGCGCACCUGAAUUGGCUGGUUGAACUGUUCCAGGAAUUGGUGACUCUAGUCUUCUUGGUGUCUAUCGGUUACAAGUUCCGUCCGUUUAACGACAACCCCUACCUCCAAGUGCCCUCCGAUGAUGACGAGGACACCCUGCUUGAACGCUUUGAUCUGGAGGAAGUGUAUGUUUAG